Mercenaria mercenaria is the source of this 5388-nucleotide messenger RNA. Its product is annotated as serine-rich adhesin for platelets-like. The record is from RefSeq and is a predicted model, not a curated record. Bases 160 to 4734 code for a protein of 1524 amino acids. The transcript has 8 exons. Lineage: Eukaryota; Metazoa; Mollusca; Bivalvia; Venerida; Veneridae.
CGAGCACUUGCUGUCAAUUACAAAAUGUCGCGAAUUUUAAAAACAAAUCCUUUGUUUUCUUUUCGAAAAACUUUUAUCUGACACAUAAAUCCCUUAUUUUUUCCAUGGUUUCUAAUAAUCAACCAAAGUAAAUCAUCAGAUGUACAUGUCUAGACAGUUAUGGCAAGCAAAGAACCAAAGAACAUUAAAAGAUUUCCAAAACGACUCCUGUCAAGUUUUCGUAGAGGCAAGAAGGUUCAUCUACAAACAGGCAAAAAUGAACUUCACACUGACUCAGAUGAAAGGGCAGGAUUUACAUCAUAUGACUUAGAGAAUGCUCAAAAUGAAAAUGCUACUAUAGAUUUGGAAGCUACAAUAGUUUUAAACACUCCAAGAAAAAGUAACAGUUCUGGUAGAAGUACUGUUGAUGCAUUAGUAACUCCAAAACGAAAUUUGAGGAAUGUUAUUGCUGAAGAUUCUAAUGAAGUAGCAGAUAACUUUCCUACUCCGCGAGUUGAGAGAUUAGUACUGGGCGGUCCGAUGAGUGCAAGCGCAGACAGUGGUAUAGACUGUAGUAUUCUGUUGUCGGAGAAGAACAGCCCUGAACAGUUUGUUGCAUUCACUAGACGUGAAGCUGAGAGGCUUAGACAGGAACAAUUACACAAUGCAUCUGUUCUAGAAACUCUUACCGAAGCUGACAGAAGCUCAAGUGAAGAUGGUGACAUAGAACAUGUUACCGACAAAACUAAAAAUAUAGACAAUAGGAAUGAUAGCCCAAAUGAUAAUGUGAUGGGUGCUGAGGGAGGCUUUAAUGUAAAAGAGUCAACCAAUGAAGUAUGUGAUCACUCAGACAUUUGUGACACGUUACAGCCACCUAGUGCUUGUAUUGGGACACCUCAGACUGUAGAAGCUGCUGGGCAGAAUUCACAUGUACCAGAAUGUAAUAAUUUAGACAGUGUUGAUGGUGAUUAUGUGUUUCUUACAGAGAAUAUUGAUAACACAGUCUCCCAACUGGUUGAUGUUACAAGUUUUACAUCAGAUAACAGGAACCAUGAACAAGAUCAGUCUGACACUGUAAGAAGUAGUAAAUCUAGUAAUCAAUCUGGGACUGUAACAAGUCUGUGUAAUAGGUUAGAAAAUGAACCAGCACAUUCUACAGAUACAUACAGCCAGACCUUAAAUACAGAUGAAAUAAUAAAUGUUGAUAAUUGCUAUAUGCACUAUUAUGCCAACAGAACUGAUGAAAUAAAGUCAGCGGAGGCCAGAUUGAGACAAGAUCAAUCAGCAGGAGCAGUGUUACAACUAGCUGCUACACAUAAUAUAGUAGAUCCAGUGCCUGUUGUAACAUCAAGUAUAGCAACUCAUCGUGUCUUACAGUCUACUCCUAGUCCAGCCAGGUUAUAUGUCAAUGAAAAUAGUGCAUUUGCAAAAUGCAAGUCAUUGAAAAGAAGUGUUAGCGAUGUUGGAAAAGGUAUUCUAGGGAGGUUAAGACAUCGAAGCAAGGAUGGCAGGGCACCAAAAGAUGAAAGUAUUUGUGUUGAUGAUGAGGCAAAUACUGCAUUGGGUAAAAAGUCUGGAUUUAACAAACUGAAGAAAUUAGGUGUGAAAAUAGAGAAGAGAAAUUCUAGGAUCAGACACAGUAGUGCACAGUCAGCAACGUCCAAGAUAGACACAGACUGUGUCAGUAAUUCUCAAACCAACUUGAAGAAAAAACAGUCUGUGAAGUCACCAGUUGUGAAAGAGAUUUGUGCAGUAGGAGAAAAAAUGAUGGAUGAAUCUAGUAGUAAUUUCAGUAAAACUAAACAAUCACCAGUUUACAAAGAAAUUUUGUCAGACAAUGUUAAGCAAGAACUGGAAGCUAGUUUUCAAAGACAAUGCUCUUCAGCAGUGACAGAAUCCAUCCAGGAUAUGACAAGUAGUAUAAGUCAGAUGACAUCAGCUCUGUGUGCAAGCUCAGCUGAGAGUAUUGCUUGUAUAUGUGAUUGUAAAAACAGAUACUCUGACCCUGAAUGCUGUGAAAAAAGGAAAACACCAUCUCCACUAGAGUCCACAGUGUUUGCAGAACAAAAGAAAACACUUCCACUUGCUGAUGGUGAAUAUUUAGAAAUUACUGAAUGUGAUAUUGAUGCCACAGAAGCAACAUCUAGUGAACAAUUUGAAAGUAAUAUGUGUGAUACUUGUACAAUUUCAACAAAUGAAAAUGAAAUUACUGAAUAUUCUCCACUAGUUAAUAGAAACCAUACUCUGAGGAAUGAAGACAAAUUUUUACCUGAGCCAAAUUCUUCAUUUUGUGAUGAAAACAUUGAAAGCAGUGAUGAAAGUAGUGAUGAAAUAUAUCACAAUUAUUACAGUGAUGACAAUGACAAUAAUUCUAGUGAUGAAUGUUCUGAUUUAGACUGUUCCAAUUGCUGCAAUGCAUCACCAAAUACAGGUAACAGAGACUGUCUCAGCAGUAGUUCAGAUUCUGAAUGUAGUAUAACAGAUUCCUGUGAAAAUCUUUCAGCAAAAUGUAAAGAAAUGGGCUCAUCUAGAUCAUCCUCUCAGAGUUCAAGUUCAUCCUCUGUGAUCUCUAGGUUGUCUGCACAAAAUUCAGAAUCUUUGUCAAGUUCGAGUAGUGGUACAUCUAGUCCGGUGGUAGAAGAUUCCAGUUUCAAUACUGAAAAUUCUUCAUUCUCGGUCAGUUUUAAGGAAAUUGAUUUUGAAAAUGGGGAUGUUAUGUAUGUGGAGAAUAAUGUAAGCAGUGAUUUUGAAGAUGGUUGGAUGAAUGAUUCUGAAGAUAGUAUGAAACUUUCUACAGUCUGUGCUACACCAGCAUCUAGUCCUAGAGUAAGUGAGGAUUUGUCAUUGGAAAUUAGUCCUAAUCCAAUAAACCCUUGUAUAAAUACUGUUUCAAAUUCUAGUCUAAUUAUAAAUUAUCAGAACAAUAUUUCUGUGGACAAGGAGAGGCUUCCACAAGGAUCUGUGGCAAGUCCUCUGUCACUUCAGGGUUGUGUUGUAGUUAGUCCACACAGAAGUGAUCAAAGUGCUUCUUUGACAUCGUCACCACCUCCAAGUGUAGAAUUGAGUCCAACGCCUCUCAAUCUUAGUCAAGAUUCUACAUUUACAAAUGUCAGUUUUGAAGGGAGUUUUGCAGAUGCAAGUUUUUCUGUUCAUGGUCAGUCAGCAAUACCUAGAAACGUAAAGUGUUCUGGAAUUUCAUAUGAUGACAACUAUGAGUGUUCUUUCAUGGAUGAGCAAUUGUCACAAAGCAAUAACUAUUCUUUACACUCAAACUGUAGUUUAUUGGAUAGCUCAGAAACUUUUAAUCGAAGAACUAGUCAAAGUGAACUGAAUAAUUCAAGAUUUAAAUCUAGGUCUGCUAGAAGAUGUUAUAAUGCAAGUCUGAGUGCUUUAGAUGACUCUCGUCUAUUGCAAAGAACAUUACGGAGGAACCAUAAUAAUAAUGUGAGUGGUUUAAAUGAUUCCAGUGUAUUAAAUAACUCACACCUGAAACCAGUUAAGAGUUUGGGUAGUUUGAACAAAGAUUGUAGGAAAAAGUAUGAGCAGAACUUUUAUAGACAGAGUGUUAAUGUAUCUAGUUCUUCAGCAAGACAUAUGAAUGAAAGUUUAGAUAGGAUUGAUACAAGUUCUGCCAGUUUUCACGGAACAUCACCUCUAUCAUCUCCGCUUGACCUCUCGAUAAAUAAAGGAAGAUCUGUAAACCUUGACAGGUCUCUAGGUAGUAAAUCGGACAAACAGUGGGUUGAUAGACAUGUCGGUCAGGUCUUUUCUCCAGCCAAAAGAGUUUUACAUAAGAACAGUGGACUGAGUGAAUCUGACUUGUGUAAGCAGAUUCUAGAUUUGUACGUGAGUGACGCUGAUGAGUCUGGCUUUGAUCUAGCUGGUAAUGAUGCUACUCUUGACAACUCUUCCAUUCAUUGUACAAGUAUUGAUAAUAGUAACAUGUCCACAAGUCUUGAAGGUUUUCAAAGCACAAAUCUUGAUGAUUCCAGCAGCGAAGAUGAGGGACCAGGACUGCAUUAUGGGACAUAUGUUGCACCAAGGAAUGUGGUAAAAGAAACGAAUGUUGAUGAUUUUACAACAACAACAGUGUGGACUUGCUACACUGGGGAGGCAAAAACUAGAAAACUUCAAGGUCGUCCAGGUAGUGUUCACCUAAGAGGCGAAGACAGACACAGAGCAGCUCUGGAUGAACUACACAACAUGUCAAUGGAAAAAACAUCAUCAGAGAAGAGAUCAGUUGAUGGCAGCCCUACUCGGGGUAACAUGGUGAAGGGUGUUGAGCAUGAAGCCCUCAAAGACCAGACUAACACUGCACCCAGAUUGUCUUCUCUUGAAAUGCCACCAAGUUUAGCCAGAGAUAUCCAAGCUGAGGGUGUUGAAAAGGAGAUCAGAGGGAACACCUAUCCAAAAACAAACAUGAAUCAGAAACGUUUUGAUCACCUCACAAUGUUACAUACAGCCCACAAUGGUCAACGAAAAGUUCGAUGUCUCACAAUGGAUGAAUCACAAAAUGUGGUGAAAUAUUAUCCACCGCCUAAAGAAGCAUCAAGGAUCAGCUGGGGCCAGACAAUCAGUGAGAUGGAUUUGUACAGACAUACACCAAGGAAAACCCCUGUUAAAACUAAACCUAUUCUCAACCAGAAGGAGAAUGUAUACCCGUAUGAAGAUGAUACCCCGUCACCUAUUGUACUCACUAAAAUGAGGAAACCCAAGUCACUAGCAAAGAGGUACAAGAACUGGCCAUGGUCUUAGCUUGUGAAUACUGGUACAAAGAAGAAGUUAUGUUUGGCAUUAAAGAUAUAAUAUUUAUUGUUAGGAAAUUAUAUUCAGCAAAUUAUGCUGUUGAAAGUGGGAAUGAGCUUCAGCAAAUUAUGCUGUUGAAAGUGGGAAUGAGCUUCAGCAAAUUAUGCUGUUGAAAGUGGGGAAAUGAGCUUCAGUAAAUUAUGCUGUUGAAAGUGGGGAGAUGAACUUCAGCAAAUUCUUCUGUUGAAAGUGGGGAAUGAGCUUCAGCAAAUUAUGCUGUUGAAAGUGGGGAAUGAGCUUCAGCAAAUUAUGCUGUUGAAAGUGGGGAAUGAGCUUCUGCAAAUUCUUCUGUUGAAAGUGGGGAAUGAGCUUCAGCAAAUUAUGCUGUUGAAAGUGGGGAAUGAGCUUCAGCAAAUUAUGCUGUUGAAAGUGGGGAAAUGAGCUUCAGCAAUUAUGCUGUUGAAAAUGGGGAAAUGAGCUUCAGUAAAUUAUGCUGUUGAAAGUGGGGAAUGAGCUUCAGCAAAAUAACAAUGUUGAAAGUGGGGAAUGAGCUUCAGCAAAAUAACAAUGUUGAAAGCCAGGAUAUAAGUUUUGUUGGAAGUUGGGAGCUUAAGUAAAAUUAUCCUGUCAGAAAGAUUCAGCAAAAAACAUGCCAGAUUCAGC